GCAUCCGAAAUUUGAUGAAAUAAUGAAGGACAAUUUAGCCAUAUGAAAUUGUUAGAGAGAACAACGAAUGGGCAGAGGAAAUUGAAUGGAUGAUCACUUCAGCAGAAUCAUAUUUCAAUAUCAAGUUCACUGAAGGCUACAACAAUGAGCUACAGUGUAUUCGGCUAAACUUGGAUCCUGUGCAUGCAGUGCAUCGACCGUUUAUUGCCUAUCUGGGACUUUAUCUUAUCACUAAGAUUUAUGAUGUAGUCUAUUUACAAAUGGUGGCAAAAUUCGCACCCUCAGCAUGUGCCAUUGAAGCUGUUACUGCACCGGAUGUGUUAUGGGGUGGACCUUUCCAGAGAAUAAAUACAGUUGUAGACUCAGUUUUAUCUGCAAUUUUCCCUGUCAACAACAGCAGCGCAGCAAAGAGUAGCAAGAAAGCACUGCCUUCAUCUUCACCAUCUAGAGUAUUGUCUUUUUGGUAUAGAAAAGCUCUCACAGCAGAAAACAAUGGGUUGACUCCUAUUGUGUUUAUACAUGGUAUUGGCGCUGGUGUCAUCUGUUAUACGGAAUUCAUACAUCAAAUUAGCAAGUUGGACAGGCCUGUAUUUUUAGUUGAAAUCCCUUAUGUAUCUAUGCACAUGGUUGAUAAUGUACCAUCUGCUGCAGAAACAGUGCAGGAGAUCUCCAGCAUGCUUAAAUCCUAUAGCUACGAUAAAGCAGUAUAUGUGGGUCAUUCUGUAGGUACAGCUGUCUGUAGUUGGAUCAUGAAGCUUGCACCUAAAACUGUAGGAGGUAUGGUUCUGAUUGAUCCCAUUUGUUUCUUACUGCAUUACCAUAAUGUUGCUUUUAAUUUUGUCUACCGUAUUCCCAAAACUUUGAUUGAGGUAUGUAUGCACGUGAUGCAUUAUGGUGCUGCAAGAGAACUGUAUAUAAGUAACUAUAUAUCGCGUCACUUUCAAUGGUUUGAAGCUAUCUAUUUUACUCAGCCGAAUAAUACAGAAGAAAAGCCCAGGCUUCCUUCGCAUUUGGACGAAACGUCACCUUUGUCAAAUGCUACUGUUUUCUUGUCGGAAAGAGACGGUCUUGUUUGCAGUGCUUAUGUAUAUCAAUAUCUUUUGGAAAGAGGUGUGGAUGCCUACAUAAUGAAAGAUUUGGAACAUGCCAUGUUCUUGACGAAUACGAAUUGGAAGAGUACAAUUAAAAAACAAAUAGAUACAAUUGCCCAUAGGGCAGAUCAACAUACUUCACCUACUUCCGAUACAGCUGUCACAUCUUUAAAAUGAAUAAAACUGCAUUUCUAGCGUUUAGUAUUUUGUUCCUCUUCCAGUAUGAUU
This is a messenger RNA of Mycotypha africana, 1319 nucleotides long. RefSeq lists its product as uncharacterized. The coding region runs from base 90 to 1268 and encodes 392 amino acids. Lineage: Eukaryota; Fungi; Mucoromycota; Mucoromycetes; Mucorales; Mycotyphaceae. The transcript is spliced from 3 exons. The record is from RefSeq and is a predicted model, not a curated record.